Messenger RNA from Annulohypoxylon truncatum, 766 nucleotides. RefSeq lists its product as uncharacterized. Lineage: Eukaryota; Fungi; Ascomycota; Sordariomycetes; Xylariales; Hypoxylaceae. The record is from RefSeq and is a predicted model, not a curated record. Bases 200 to 706 code for a protein of 168 amino acids. The transcript has 2 exons.
CAGUCCUUGAUCAUCACAAUUAUUUGAGGACCUAGGUGCAUCUUCCUUUCUCAUCGGAACAACGUUGUGUGAUCACCAGACAACAUUUCACCCACGCCGUUCACGUUAAUUUUGAACCAUCUUCCCUUCAUCAACUGAAGGCACUUCACGGCAUCACCAUUCAGCACUUCCACCAGGCAAAGAACCACUGAUCAUCACAAUGGUACCCAAGUCGCCCACCGACAACGCCGACAAGGCUCAGAAGGAUGUCCAUUUGUCCCAACGUGAAAUGGAGAUCCUUUCCUAUGCCUGGCAGUGUUUCGAAUCACAGCCCAAGGUCAAUUAUGAGAAACUUGCUGAGGUCGCUGCCUUCAAGAACGCUACUUCCGCUCGAGUAAGCUUCAACUCUGUCAAGAGAAAGAUCAUGGCUUCUGGCGAAUCAAGCGAGCCAUGCACUCCUACUAAGCCUCGUGGGAAGCGUGCGGCGGAGGAUCAGACGACUCCCGAUUCUAGCAAGAAGGCUAAGUUAGCCAGCAAGUCAUCCCGCAAGAUCCUUCCUAAGGUUGAGGAGGAGGAUGACGACGAGAAGACCUUCAAGAAGAAGACCAAGGCUAAGGUUGAUGAGGAUGAUGCAGAGCUCAUGUCAAGACUCUUGGGAUUUGACGUCAAGAAAAAGUUGGAGAAGGAGGAGGACGAUGAUGAUGAUGAUGAGAGUGAGGCAUGGUAAUCACGACGCCUGCCAAUUCUACGUCUUCACGUACAACAUACAGGAAUAGUUGACACUCUU